Sphaerodactylus townsendi is the source of this 3650-nucleotide messenger RNA. RefSeq names its product somatostatin receptor 3 (gene SSTR3). Gene Ontology annotation, cellular component: neuron projection; membrane. The coding region runs from base 859 to 2097 and encodes 412 amino acids. Gene Ontology annotation, biological process: neuropeptide signaling pathway. NCBI's taxonomy places the organism in Eukaryota, Metazoa, Chordata, Lepidosauria, Squamata, Sphaerodactylidae. The transcript has 2 exons. Gene Ontology annotation, molecular function: neuropeptide binding; somatostatin receptor activity. The record is from RefSeq and is a predicted model, not a curated record.
CCAGCACGCGCGGGGGAAGUUCAGCUCUACCCUCCUCACAUAUACCUUUCCUCGUUUCCUACGGCACGCCAGAACUGUUUCCACAUUGCUCCUUUCCCCUUUCCUCUGCAUUCACCUCUUCCCUUUUCCCUUUCCUGAUCACCAUCUGUCACCAUUAUGCUUCAACACCCCCUCAUUUCCCCCUUUUCUCCUUCUUCCUCCCCCUCAUUUCUCCCUCCCUUCCUCCUCUCUCUCUCUCUCUCUCUCUCUCUCUCUCUCUCUCUCUUGCUUUCUCUCCAUCAUAAGCACUCUGUCACUCCUCCUCAUUCCUUUCCCCUCAUUCUCUCUCUCUGAAUCGUUCGUUCUCUCUUUCCCUCUUUCUCUUUCAGGCUCUCUCCUCUCCUCCUCCUCCCUUCUCCCCUCCAAGCCUUGGAUUGGCUGGCGGUGGGACCAUUCCCUGGAGUCACUGACAUACAGCUUGAUCUACCUAACCCUGUGAGAGGAGCCCUUCUCUUCAGCAGCAGGAGAGCUGGAGGGGGCAGCCUGGGCUCCACUCAGCGAGACUGGCAGACUGCCUUCUUACCUGCAUCAAGAGAGCAGGUGGGAGAGGGCCAGCAGCAGCCAGAUGUGGGGGCACAGGGGGUAUGAGGAGGGGAGCCCCCCUGGAGCUGCAGGAGGAAGAGAGGGACUCCGGGAUUUCAAAGGAGGAAAAAUGGGCAAGAAGGCAUUUCUGACCCCUGCCAAAGACUCAGGAUUCAAGCUGUUUUUAAAGAGGAAGAAAUGAAAAUAUGAAACAUUCUCCUGGGGAGUGAAGGGAAAAUAUCUGUUCCUUGGAUAGACACCCAACCAGGCCAGAGUGAUAAUCGCCACUGUUCUGCCAUGGACAGUUUCAACUUCUCAACCACUUCUUGGGAGGAGAAUUCAACAGCUACCAGCACACUCUUUAUUUCUGGGAACCUGUCCUUACCUGUGAGUCUUGGUGUUGACGUCAGCGGUGUCCUCAUCCCUCUGGUUUACCUCAUAGUCUGUGUGGGAGGGCUAGCUGGAAACUCCCUGGUUAUCUAUGUGGUUUUGUGCCAUUCAGUGAGUGAAUCGGUGACUAACGUCUACAUCCUCAACUUGGCGUUGGCAGAUGAACUCUUCAUGCUCGGCUUACCCUUCCUGGCGGCCCAAAAUGCAUUGUCCUAUUGGCCUUUUGGUUCAUUCAUGUGCCGGCUAGUGAUGGCUGUGGAUGCCAUCAACCAGUUCACUAGCAUUUUUUGUCUAACUGUGAUGAGCGUCGACCGUUAUUUGGCAGUGGUGCAUCCAGGGAAGUCGUCAAAAUGGAGGACAGCACGUGUGGCUAAGGUGGUUAGUGCCACAGUGUGGAUGCUCUCUUCAGUGGUGGUGUUGCCAGUAGUGGUGUUCUCAGACGUUCCUCUGGGCAUGAGCACUUGCCAUAUCCAGUGGCCUGAGCCAGCUUCCGUAUGGAGAACUGGGUUCAUUGUCUACACAGCUGCACUUGGCUUCUUUGGGCCACUGCUGGUAAUCUGUCUAUGUUACUUACUUAUUGUCGUCAAGGUUCGAUCCUCAGGCAGAAAAGUGCGAGCACUGACAGCCAAGCGCAAGCGCUCUGAACGCAGAGUCACACGCAUGGUGGUGGCUGUGGUGGCUGUCUUUGUCUUAUGCUGGCUGCCGUUUUACGUGCUCAACAUCAUCAACGUCAUCUGGCCUCUGCCCGAGGAACCGUCCCUUUUCGGCAUCUACUUCCUGGUUGUGGUGCUGCCCUAUGCUAACAGCUGUGCCAAUCCCAUCAUUUACGGUUUCCUCUCCUACCGCUUCAAGCAGGGUUUCCGCAGGGCCAUCCUGAGACCCUCCCGCCGAGUCCAGAGCCAAGAAGUAGCAGCCGCAGCAACAACACCAGACAAAAUGGAAGAAGAGGAAGAGGAGGAGGAGGAGGAAGAAGAAGAAGAAGAAAUGAAAACAGGAGUGAUGGAGGUCAGCAAGAUCACCCAGAAUGGCAGUGGCGGACAGGAAUGUAUCCCAAGCAGCGGAGCAGGAGGCAGUGAACAAAAACCACUUCCCGAGGAUCCUGUUAGUUGUGAGAAACCCAGAGUUAUAAACACCAGCUACUUGUAGUGACAAGAAAGGGGCUUCCCUUCUCUUCCUCAUAACUGCUCCAGGCUCAGCUCAUGAGGCUUAAUCAACAUCUGUGAUUCAAGGCUUUCCCCAAGCAUGGCGAGAAGUGAGAAAGGCAUAUAGAAAGCUUUCAAGUGCAGAAGCAAGAACCAAUACAGUCAUUUACAAUGACCAUUCUGUAGCAAUGAUUGCUAGUUAGAACAAAGGCUUCUAGGAUUUGGUUUGGGUGAAGGGUUUCUGUUCAUCUGACAUUAUGCUAACUAAACUUCCUUCGUUACUCUACAGCUUUAGUAUACCUUUCCAACGUUUCACAGAUGAAAACAGAGAGAUUUGUGUAUUUAGUUUCACAACCAAGGAUAGCUAUUAAGUGUCUCCCUCACGCCACUAAUACACAUCGCUGAUGGCUGUCCCCUACAGCACUGCAUCCUAUAUUCAUUUAUCCCGCAGCAGCCGAGCCCAUACUCGCAGCUGAAGAAAGAUGUGUUAAUAAUGUGGCCGUAGCAGGUUUGUUUUUUCUAAAAAGCCUUAACAGAAUUUUAAUCUCAUAAUGGGAAUAAGCUGCAAAUCAAACACACUUAGUGAUGUUCAUCAUCUGGAAAGGUAACUGUGGUGAAGAGGGAAGCAAGACAGGCAUACAUGAGCUCUCGCUAAAAAUAAAUAAAUAAAAUCUGACAAAACCUCCUCCAAAGGAAGGGCAGAAACAAAACACUAAGGACAAGGACCAGAAAAGGGAUUGUUGAAUCAAAUGAGGGGUUGGGGGCCAUAAACAUUUCAAGAGCUCGUGUUAAUGUCACAGUUAGAAAAUGCAACCCAGAGAUUUCUUGGAUAAAAUCACACUUUUCUCAUGAACUCUCUAGAGUAGCGGUUAGAGGUUGAACAUGGACAGGGGAACCCAGAAUGAAAUAUUUCUUCAGGCAGUUGGCUUUCCGCGUUACCUCGCACCGGUUAUUCUCUCUCUUGUGCCAAUGGGCCUUGUGCCGAUUACUCUCUCUCAGCCUUGUCCCAAUUACUUUCUCUCAGCCUAACCUACCUCACAGGGUUGUUGUGAGGAUCAAAUAGAGUACAGGAGAAUCAUUAAGGUUGUCAACCGACUUGUGGAAAAAUGUUCUGUCAUCUUAAUAGAGGCUUAAUUUGUGGAAAUGGGCAGUUGAAGCUUUUCAUGGCAUGGAGGUAACUUACAUCUCUUUGUAAGUAACAUUCCAUUAGGCCUCUAUUAAAGGGGCAACACAUUUCUCCCCAGGCCAGCUGGUAGCCCUGGAUUCACUGGAGAAUAAAAAUAUGGCACUGUAAUCCACAUAUGAGAGAAGCGUAGCUUGCUAGCUAUUCUGUAAGCUUUAGUACAUACUACAGGGAGGUAAAAGUGCUAACCUACCUUGCAGGGUUGCUGUGAGGACUACUGGCUGAGGUGGUAUAUGUGAAGUGUUUUCAGUGUUCUGAAGUACUAUAUAAAUACAAAAGUGUUGCUGGUAUCCUCACUGCUGUUUUACCUCAGUUCCAACAUACAGACUAUACUUGGGCCAGGUUAUUUCAAUAAAAUAUUCCUUUCAGUGUAA